Messenger RNA from Knipowitschia caucasica, 324 nucleotides. Lineage: Eukaryota; Metazoa; Chordata; Actinopteri; Gobiiformes; Gobiidae. The record is from the annotation of a GenBank genome assembly.
AUGUGUGAGACGCCUCACUGUAGCUCUGACUUAUGUGAGGACCAGACGCACUUGCUGAUGGGGGAAGAUCUAACAUUUGCCAGAGGGUUUAGCACUACACCUCAGCAGGGCGGACCCCCACCCUGUGUCCCCUCUCUCCCGCACCGUGCCCUGCAGCAGCUCUGCCGCCUGGACACAGCGGGGUCCACACCGGCCUCAAUAGGCAGCCAAGCGUUCCCCUGGCUCAUCACUGACACACCACAAACUGACAACACACUCGGCCAAGGAGCCGCCUCCACCGCAGAGAGCACCGGCAUCAGCCAUCGUCGCCACGUCUCAGUUUAA